CGACCCAGUUCCAUGCCAUCGCUAACCCGAUAUAAAUAUCAAAAUACCUGCACUGUCCACUAGCUACUUUUACGGUCAUCGAGCUCCUUUGUAUUUGUGUUUCUUUUUUCCUCUCUUGCUACAGAAAUCGAAUCGAACAUGCAACAGGGUGGAGUAUCUGAAACGGAGGUAACUUGGGAGGACCAGCAAAAUAUAAACAAAUUUGGACGACUCAAUAACCGGUUUCACGAGCUCGAGGACGAGAUCAAAAUUGCCAAGGAAUCAAAUGACAAUCUGGAAGAUGCUGGCAAUGAGUUGAUUCUUACAGAUGAGGAUGUGGUUCGAUUUCAAAUAGGGGAAGUCUUUGCCCAUGUACCUAAAGAAGAGGUUGAGGAUAGGAUUGAAAAGAUGAAAGAGGUGACUAGCAAAAAGCUGGAAGAUCUUGAAGAAGAGAAGGAAUCUGUACUUGCACAAAUGGCCGAGUUGAAGAAAAUUUUGUAUGGAAAGUUCAAGGACUCCAUAAAUCUAGAGGAGGAUUAAUAUUCCAUAAGAUUAUCGCUUUUCUGUAGUUUAUUUUCCCUCAUGGUUUGUUGUUGAUAUGGUUUUUCCUUGCUGCCAUGUUGUUCGUACAAGAGAUUGUUUUUGAAAUGCAAGAGAACGUUUGCUCCGUCAA
This is a messenger RNA of Ziziphus jujuba (common jujube), 652 nucleotides long. Its product is annotated as probable prefoldin subunit 4. Gene Ontology annotation, cellular component: cytoplasm; prefoldin complex. The transcript is spliced from 3 exons. The record is from RefSeq and is a predicted model, not a curated record. Bases 139 to 519 code for a protein of 126 amino acids. NCBI's taxonomy places the organism in Eukaryota, Viridiplantae, Streptophyta, Magnoliopsida, Rosales, Rhamnaceae. Gene Ontology annotation, biological process: protein folding.